UUCAUCUCCACUCUCCAGGCGAACCGAAGGAACCCACUAAAAUGCCCAACACUUCCCUCCUCAUCCCCCACCUCCUUCCCAUCCCACCGCCACCCAAGAAAUCCACCAACCUCUCCAAUCCCAAACUUGCCACCUCAUGCCACGUCAGCGCCACCAGAAUGUCCCUGAACCAUAAACCCCCACCUCCACCCUCAAACCCUUCCCUCCUCACCUCCAUUACCAACCUCCUCUGGGGCCCAUCCCUCCCGCCGGGACUCCUAAUCUCCACCGUCCGCACCGCCUGGCACUCCGCGUGGCAGCUCAUGAUGUCCCAGCUCGCCCCCUCCGAUCCCUCCGGCAGUUACUCUAGACCCGCCUCCAGAUUCCGUGCAAGCAGCUUUUCCCGCCAAAGCCCAACCGCCCUUCACCUCUACGUAGGCCUCCCGUGCCCAUGGGCUCACCGGACCCUCAUAGUCCGGGCCCUCAAGGGCCUCGAAGAGGCCGUGACCGUCUCAAUAGCCUCCCCAGGCCUUGACGGCUCGUGGGAAUUCAAGGAUAUCCCAUACGCGGAUAGGGAUAUCCUCGUCCCCACUCGGGACUAUGCCAAUGGGUGCCGGAAUCUGAGAGAGGUUUAUAAGCUCAGGAGAGGAGGGUAUGAUGGGCGGUCCACUGUGCCAAUGCUGUGGGAUGCGCAAAGCAAAGAGGUGGUCUGCAAUGAGAGUUACGAUAUAAUUGAAUUGUUCAAUUCGGGACUAAACGGGAUAGCGGGCAAUCCAGGUGUAAAUCUAUCCCCGGAGCCAUUGAAGGGAAAGAUUGAGGAAUGGAAUCGCAUAAUUUACCCCACUGUCAAUAAUGGGGUUUAUAGAUGUGGGUUUGCUCAAAGCCAAGAGGCAUACAAUACGGCGAUGAAUGAGUUGUUCAGUACAUUGGAGAUGUUAGAUGAUCACUUGGGUAGUUUCCGCUACUUGUGUGGAGAUGCAUUGACCCUUGCAGAUAUAUGCCUGUUUACUACUUUGAUUCGGUUCGAUAUUGUGUACAAUGUCCUCUUCAAGUGCACCAAGAAGAAGCUACUUGAGUAUCCCAAUCUUCAUGCUUAUAUGCGUGACAUUUACCAGAUUCCUAAGGUUGCAGAAACUUGCAAUUUUUCGGCCAUUAUGGAUGGUUACUACAAAACGCUUUUUCCACUGAAUCCAGGCAGCAUUCAACCUGUCAUUCCUUCAGGUUGCGAGCACGAAGCCCUCUCCAGGCCUCAUGACAGAGAAUCAAUUUCAUUUGCUGGGAGUAAAUCUAUGCAGGUUCAAGUUUCAUAGAAGCUGGUUCUAACACAGUUCAGUAUGAUGUUGUUGGUUUUUAGUUAUAUGAAUUUCCUUGGUUUUUAGUCAUACUACCACAUCUGCUAACUUGGAGAUGGGGGUUAAAGAUCCUGUCCCCCUUGUACAUAGCUUUAACUAAACUAGCACAAUCAAAAAAAAAAAAAUUCUGCCUUUCCAUUCUAUGCACCAUGCACUACACAGAUUACUGAACAAAUCCAAAAAAAAAACAUUUAUUCCCCUUCUAAAGUUGCAGCUAGAAAGAACUAUAAAGCCCUAUGGUUUCAGCAGUUCGAUAGCCUCUGAGUUAGUACCCUGAUACUCGACCACUAGACUCUAUAGUUGGAAGGAGCAAAUCCAGUUCAGUGAAAUCUUUCAUAAGUAUUUCUUCAUUUAGGUAGACGAUCCUGUUGUAGUUCAUCUCACAAUUGAUGCAGAUCUAGAUCCGGUGCAGUAGCAGCUAAAGUAACGAGGACAAACAAGAAUUGUAGCAAAUAUAUUGGCCAUAUUUGAUAAGACAUAGCAAAUUAAUGUAACUCUUGAUUGUAUGCUAAUAUGGCAUAUUAGAAGUUGUAUCUCCUCCAUCUAUCUAAAUUGUGUUUAUGUUGUUUUGA
Messenger RNA from Corylus avellana, 1903 nucleotides. RefSeq lists its product as uncharacterized. Gene Ontology annotation, molecular function: glutathione transferase activity. The record is from RefSeq and is a predicted model, not a curated record. Gene Ontology annotation, cellular component: cytoplasm. NCBI's taxonomy places the organism in Eukaryota, Viridiplantae, Streptophyta, Magnoliopsida, Fagales, Betulaceae.